Owenia fusiformis is the source of this 1822-nucleotide messenger RNA. The record is from the annotation of a GenBank genome assembly. NCBI's taxonomy places the organism in Eukaryota, Metazoa, Annelida, Polychaeta, Sabellida, Oweniidae.
AUCCGAUUUGUGAAUGUAUAACACGGAGUCCUAGAAAUAACCUCGUGGAAAAUGAGAACGUUUCGAAAAUACGGGAUGAUAGCCCUUAUAUUUAUCAUUGUUGUAAUAUUGACUCUAUUGAACAUAAAAAGUCGAAAUAAAGUUAUCAAAACACAUCGGCACUUGACUAACACACGAAGGAAAAUCUGGAAAAAUAGUUUCGAUCCUGAGAAGGAUGUCAUCCGAAACGAUAAACUAGAAAACAAUAGCACAUAUGCAAGGAGGAAAACUAUUUUACUCUAUAAUUCAUUCUUCGAAAUGAAAGGAUGGGGAUUCGGGGUAGGGUCUGAACCUUUCAAAACCAAAAAGUGUUCUUACAAUCAGUGUAGUGUUACACAUGAUCGUAAUCUUCUAGAGUCUAGCGACGCUGUUUUAUUUCAUACAACAGCGCUAGGGCGUGAUAAACCAAAAAUCAGACUCCCACACCAACGUUGGGUGUUUUUCCAAAUGGAAAGCCCAAACAAUCUACAUAAUCUAGAAUAUAAAAACUGGAAUGGCCUGUUCAACUGGACGAUGACUUAUCGAAGAGAUUCUGACAUCCAUAUAAGAUAUGGUGCUGUCUUGCCAACUUCUGAUACUGAAGACAUGUAUUACCACCAUGGCUCUAAUGCUAUGAGUCUAAAUGUUACUAAGAAGACUAAGCUUUUAGCAUGGAUGGUUAGCAAUUGUUAUACGCAAGCAAAACGUGAGACGCUCGUGAAACAGUUAGAGAAAUUCAUUUCAGUUGACAAAUAUGGCAAAUGUUCACAUAAGAAAUUAACAUGUGAAAUAAACUCAACUGCACACGACCCGCAGUAUGAUUGCUUUACGAUGCUAGGUAACAAGUAUAAGUUUCACCUUGCAGUUGAGAACUCUCUGUGUAAAGAUUAUGUCACGGAAAAACUCUUCAACACUAUGGCAUACGGCAUGGUUCCAAUUGUCUACGGUGAUAUCGACUAUUCUGAACUUCUCCCACCACAUUCCUACAUCGACGUCACCAAGUUUAAUAGUGCGAAAGAGCUAGCGAAAUUCCUUACUGAUUUAGACAAAGAUGACGCGAGAUAUGAAGAAUAUUUUGCUUGGAAGAAGAACUAUACUGCGUUCGGUAACAGGGAUAGUGAUCAUCUCUCAUGGUGUGAUCUCUGUGAGAAACUGCAUACAGACACAACGCCCAAAGUGUAUGAACACAUAGACCAAUGGUGGAAUAGAAACAAUGAUUGUGUAGAUCCAAGACAUAUUAUGAAAUCUUGGAAUAUUUAAUCCAUUUACUUAUUGAGAAACUACAUGCAGAUACAACAGCCAAAGUGUAUGAACACAUAGACCAAUGGUGGAAUAGAGACAAUGAUUGCGUAGAUCCAAGACAUUUAAUGAAAUCUUGGAAUAUUUAAUCCAUUUACUUAUUGAGAAACUACAUGCAGAUACAACACCCAAAGUGUAUGAACGCAUAGACCAAUGGUGGAAUAGAGACAAUAAUUGCGUAGAUCCUAGACAUAAAAUGAAAUCUUGGAAUAUUUAAUCCAUUUACUUAUUGAGAAACUACAUGCAGAUACAACACCCAAAGUGUAUGAACGCAUAGACCAAUGGUGGAAUAGAGACAAUGAUUGCGUAGAUCCAAGACAUUUAAUGAAAUCUUGGAAUAUUUAAUCCAUUUACUUAUUGAGAAACUACAUGCAGAUACAACACCCAAAGUGUAUGAACGCAUAGACCAAUGGUGGAAUAGAGACAAUCGAAUGAUUGUGUUGAUCCUAGACAUUUAAUGAAAUCUUGGGAUAUUUAAUCCAUUUACUUAUUGAGAAACUACAUG